GGGGCGGGCCCGCAGAGCGGGGUGGGGCGGGGCCGCUGGGCGCGGGGCAGGCUGGGGGCCGGCGCGCGGGCUGCCGGGAACGGGGCGGAGCGCGGCCGCGCCGGCGCGUCGAGGGGGAGAGGUAGUCGCCGCGAUGGACGUGUUCCUCAUGAUCCGGCGCCACAAGACCACCAUCUUCACGGACGCCAAGGAGUCGAGCACCGUGUUCGAGCUGAAGCGCAUCGUCGAGGGCAUCCUCAAGCGGCCGCCCGACGAGCAGCGGCUGUACAAGGACGACCAGCUCCUGGACGACGGCAAGACACUGGGCGAGUGUGGCUUCACUAGUCAAACAGCACGGCCGCAGGCCCCAGCCACUGUGGGGCUGGCCUUCCGAGCAGAUGAAGCGUUCGAAGCCCUGCGCAUCGAGCCCUUCUCCAGCCCACCCGAGCUGCCCGACGUGAUGAAGCCGCAAGACUCAGGAAGCAGCGCCAAUGAACAAGCCGUGCAGUGAGAGGGCCCUUGGGCCCAUCCCCCAAUGCCCCAUCCUCCCCAAUAAAAGAAUUGGGUGUCCA
Equus quagga is the source of this 551-nucleotide messenger RNA. RefSeq names its product elongin B (gene ELOB). The record is from RefSeq and is a predicted model, not a curated record. Gene Ontology annotation, cellular component: VCB complex; elongin complex. Gene Ontology annotation, molecular function: protein binding. Gene Ontology annotation, biological process: transcription elongation by RNA polymerase II. The coding region runs from base 134 to 490 and encodes 118 amino acids. The transcript is spliced from 4 exons. Lineage: Eukaryota; Metazoa; Chordata; Mammalia; Perissodactyla; Equidae.